Messenger RNA from Funneliformis geosporum, 689 nucleotides. NCBI's taxonomy places the organism in Eukaryota, Fungi, Glomeromycota, Glomeromycetes, Glomerales, Glomeraceae. The record is from the annotation of a GenBank genome assembly.
UCCCUGGAUAUUCAAGUUCUGAUGAAGAUGAAAAAAUGAACAAUGAAGUUUUAUCAAAUCCUGAUGGACAAGGGAAAAAAGCCAAACCAAAAACCAAGUUAGACAAGAUGUUCAAUCGCAAGAAUAUGUCUAUUCUUACAGAUCAUUAUAAAAAAUUGGUAGAUCGAGAAGCAGACAAUGUUAUGAGUUAUGAUGAUGAAUUUAUCACUCUUAAACGUGCUGAUCACGAAUUACCAGAUGAGCUAAAACAACCGGAUCGAGAUGUGUUAUCAAAACGCAAACUUAUGAAAGCCACUUCAAAAAAAUUAAACAUAAAGAACGCGCCUAGAGGCGAAAAACUAAUUUUUGAUGAUUAUGGAAAUCCUCAUCAAGUUUAUGAAUUUCAAGACGAAAAGGAUUUCCUUUCUGCAGGAGACAUAUUAUCUCAAAAGAAUGAAUUUUUGGAGAAAGAAUUUGAAGUCAUGAAGAAAGAAGAUGUUAAAGAUAAGAUUAUUGCAAAAGAUAAAAAACGAGAUAAAAAACUCAAGAAAAAGGCCAAAUUAAUAGAUGAAUUGGAAGAUGAAUUGGAAGAUGAAAAUGUUAUAACUUUAUCAAACGAAUUUGAUGAUAAUGAAUCUAAUAAAAUAGAAGAACCAGAAACUUUAGAAGAUCAAGAAUCUUUAGCUUUAAAAUUAUUGAAUCGUUUAUAA